Molecule: messenger RNA, 2893 nt
Organism: Anolis sagrei ordinatus
Lineage: Eukaryota; Metazoa; Chordata; Lepidosauria; Squamata; Anolidae
Gene: SEPTIN10
Product: septin 10
Biological process (GO): intracellular protein localization; cytoskeleton-dependent cytokinesis
Cellular component (GO): microtubule cytoskeleton; septin complex; septin ring
Molecular function (GO): GTPase activity; molecular adaptor activity; GTP binding
Source: RefSeq, a predicted model, not a curated record
CCCUGUCCGCGAGGCCUCUCUCUCUCUCUCGCGCUCCCUCCCUCCCUCCCUSCCCGGCGUUGUGGUGUGGCAUUCCAGCCGCAGGGAUUGGAGMAGGGCUGCGCUCGCGCUCCUCCGCCCGUCCUCUCCGGCGCGCGGCGACCCCUCCCUGCUGUCUCGCCUGUCAUGGCCUCCUCCGAUGUGGCCCGGCCGCUGCGCUUUCAAACUGAUACUGGAAUGAGGGCACCCUCUAAUCCACCAGUUGAUAACCAUGAUGCAAAGAGGCAGAGUUGCCGAGCCUUACCCUUGGCUGGUCAUGUUGGUUUUGAUAGUUUACCAGAUCAGUUGGUGAACAAAUCUAUCCAUCAGGGAUUUUGCUUCAAUAUUCUCUGUAUUGGUGAGACAGGAAUUGGAAAAUCAACUUUGAUGGAUAGCUUGUUUAAUACCUGCUUUGAUGACUGUAUGUCAACACAUUUUCAGCCUAAUGUAAGACUUAAAGCUGAGACUUAUGAACUCCAGGAAAGCAAUGUUCGAUUGAAGUUGACAGUUGUAAAUACUGUCGGAUUUGGUGACCAGAUAAACAAAGAUGAUAGCUAUCAACCAAUAGUGGAUUACAUAGAUGCACAAUUUGAGGCCUACCUCCAAGAAGAGCUGAAGAUUAAACGUGCUUUAUAUAAUUACCAUGACACUCGCAUCCACGUGUGCCUGUAUUUUAUAUCACCGACAGGUCAUUCUCUUAAAACUCUUGAUUUAUUAACCAUGAAAAUAUUGGAUAGCAAGGUGAAUAUUAUUCCAAUUAUUGCCAAAGCAGAUACAGUUUCUAAAUCUGAACUACAGAGAUUUAAGAGUAAAAUCAUGAGUGAACUGGUUAGUAACGGAGUCCAAAUAUACCAGUUUCCAACAGACGAUGAGACUGUUGCUAAAGUUAAUGCAACCAUGAAUGGAUACUUGCCUUUUGCUGUAGUGGGGAGUAUGGAAGAGAUAAAGAUUGGAAACAAAACUGUAAAAGCUCGGCAGUAUCCUUGGGGCAUUGUACAAGUGGAGAAUGAGCACCACUGUGAUUUUGUGAAGCUCCGGGAAAUGCUGAUUUGUACAAACAUGGAAGAUCUGAGAGAGCAGACUCACAUGAGCCACUAUGAACUGUACCGGCGCUGCAAAUUGGAACAGAUGGGUUUCCGAGACACUGGUCCAGAAAACAAACCUGUAAGGAUGCCAGAUAGCAAAAAGACGUCUCGUAGAGAAAGUUUACAAGAGACAUACGAAGCUAAACGUCACGAAUUCCUGGGUGAAUUACAGCAGAAAGAAGAAGAAAUGAGGCAAAUGUUUGUUCAGAGAGUCAAGGAGAAAGAAGCACUGCUAAAAGAAGCUGAGCGAGAGCUACAAGUGAAAUUCGAACACUUGAAACGGCUUCAUCAAGAAGAGCGGAUAAGAGUGGAGGAAAAAAGGAAGCUCUUGGAAGAUGAAAUUAUGGCAUUCAAUAAAAGAAAGGCUGCUUCAGACAUACUCCAAGGGAGGCCUCUUCCGGCUACCCCCACCGUUGGCUUAAAAAAAGAUAAAGAUAGGAAAAAGGAUCCAGGUUUUCGUCUUGAGCUCCUCUGUUUUGAUGUCAGAGAUCAGGAAGUUAUGAAUAUGCAGGAAGAGAGAGAGAAGUUAGAAAGGGACAGAAUGCACCCCAGGGAAUACCACCAAUAGUAUUUGGUAGCAGUUUGACAAUACUAUGUGGUUAGGGUAUGUCAGUUUUCAAAAUUGUAGAGAGAAAAAUCCAGAAGUUUGCGGUUUCUUUAAAUCUCAUUGGCUGUCUUUCUAAAAAAAAAGAAGUACCAAAACUCACAGCAGCCUGUAAGUGAUAAUAGAAGAUAUUGUGGAAUUAUCAACAAAAUAUGUAUUAUGAAAUGCAGUGUAAUAUGUCCAUGAACUGUAAUAAGAAUGCAGUUAUAUAUGCAGUAUAGAAUAGUUGCAUAUUAACAAUUUUGAUUACUUUCAAACUAGAAAUCUGCCUCAAAUUAGAACUCUGGGCAGAAUGAUCCUGAAUGGGACUAGUGGUGUCAAACAAGGUUUUUUUCCCCUUUCCUUUUUGUUCACAGUUAAAUGACAUUUUUCUUUGUCACCUGGAAAACUAGGCAUAGAUAAUGGCCCUGAAUUCAGCUCCUUUUUGGGAACAGAGUACUUCUGUGUUUAGCAACUACAGUGAUUUGACAAUUUCAUUUUAAGUUUAACAUACAGAACCACACAUUAGUAUUAUUGUAUGGAACACUCAAAGAUCCAGAUGUGAACUGUAAGCACACAAUGGAAACAAAAUACGUUAAUGGCAAAUACAUCCUUUGAUUUUAUAAUAUGGUGCCUAAAAUACAAGGAACAACACUUCCUCAUUAAGCAGUAGUAAUUACAAUUUAUUGGAACUUGAAAGUAUGUUUAAUUAUUUGAAGUUUGAGGUUUGGCCAAAUAGAAUGGGGAAUAGUAGUUUUGAAAUCCAUAUCUGAAUUAGUUGUUUGAAAGCAUAUCUUAAGAUAGAUAAUUAAAUGACAAAUUAUACUUGGAUUUGGAUUUAACAAAAAUGUACUUAUUGUAAUUUAAUUUUGGCCUCAGUUCUUUGCCCAUUGAUUUGAAAGAGAGAGAAAUAGAUUUGAGAAAAACUUGGUCGUUUCUAUGUAGUCUUGGAACAAGCAACAUAAUGAUAAUGUACAUCUAUUUUCAUUAGCCAGCAUAGUGUAGUGGUUUGAGUGCAGGCUUAUGACUCUGGAAAUCAGGGUUCUGCUCUCUGCUCAGCCAUAGAAAUCCACUGGGUGACCUUGAGAAAGUGAGGCUUUCUCAGAUUUAGGGCCCUUCCAGACAAGCUAGAAAUCUGGGAGGAACUGGGUUAUUUUAACCCAGUUCCUCCUGGAUUUCUGUCCUUACCGCCCAACCCAAACCCCAG